AAGCGCAAGUACCGUACCACCUUAUGUAGAAGUUUGAUGGAAGAGAACAUUCUCUUUUCUUCAUCGAUUUGAUUGUAUCUUGUUAUAUUUUUUGAAAUAUUUAGUUUGAUUGUGCACAUUGUUACUUUCGAUCUUUGUAAAUACAGAAAAAAUGGAUUCCAACAGGGUAAGGAAUGAUGAAGAUCUAGUUGCUAGUGGUAUGGGAGCAGUACCCCAACAUACAAGCCCAGAACCUCCAUUAGAUUUAAGCCAUCAUUUUUCUCGAGUAACGGUUGCACGACAGGAGAGUGCUGUCAAACAGUUCUACCAGUUCUUCCAGAUUCCCGGGAUUGGUAAUUUGGCUGGAGGUAUGUUCAUUCUAGAAGGAAGGCGUUUCCGCCACCACAAACUUCGAGCCCGUCAGCUACUGCACGUAGACCAAAAAGUUAAUCAAUCAUCUCAGGUCUUCCCAAUGCAUCUUUUUUCCCCUACGAUACCUUAGAGGCACAAAUUGCACGCCCAGAAAGAUUUAAGCCCACUCCAAAUGAUCCAAAUGAGAUUGGAGAGCUUUCGGCGAAUCUUGCAGCGACAUCGGUCAAAAAGUCGUCUGCAGAAGCUUCAAGACAUAUAGUAGUUCCUCAUUCAUCUGCAACACCAAAUCCUUUGCAGAAGAUUGAUUUAACGACUGCUUUGCAAUAUGGUCAGGCUCAAGGAUAUCCACCACUAUAUUCUUUUGUUCGACAAUUUGCACUCGAAAACUUGCAUCCAAAUAUACCAUACAAAGGGGGCGCUGAGAUCGUCUUAACAUGUGGAUCGACUGAUGGAUUCUCGAAAGCUAUUGAAGCUUUGACUAAUGCUUGGAGCGAGGAGAGAGAUUGGAUUAGAGAAAGACCUGCCAUACUUUGCGAAGAAUUCGCGUAUAUGACAGCUAUUCAAGCUUGCAAACCAAGUCAGUAUUCACAAAGCUUGAAAUCGGGGGCUUUAGGCUAACAAUUAUUUUAGGAGGUAUACAAGUUGUUCCAGUUAAGAUUGAUCUUGAGGGGAUGAUCCCGACAGGUCCUGGUAGUCUUGAAGAUGUCCUUGAAAAUUGGGAUGAAUCGAAGGGUAGACGACCUCAUAUGAUGUAUACUAUCACGUAAGUCCUGUCCGACCUUAUUCAUUACCGCGAUCGAAUACUCAUAAUAUGACAGCAUUGGUCAGAAUCCCACCAGUGGUACCCUGUCUAUUCCAAGACGCAAGGAACUUUAUGCCAUUUGCAGUAAAUACGAUGUAAUUAUAAUUGAAGAUGAUCCAUAUUGGUAUCUUCAAUUUCCAUCUGCAGCAGGUCUGCAAGCAGAGGCUCGCAAUGAGACUUUACGAGAACCAGAGUCAGUGCAUACAUUCAAGAACUCUAGUGGCUACCCAUAUCUCGAUAGCCUCGUUCCAUCAUACUUGAAUUUCGAUGUCGACGGACGUGUUAUCCGUCUUGAUACAUUCUCAAAGACUGUAGCUCCAGGAUGUCGUCUAGGUUGGAUGACUGCUCAACCAGCUAUCAUAGAGCGACUACUGCGUAUCACAGAAAGUACCACAACACAACCAUCCGGAUUUGUUCAAGCAAUGAUCGCAGAAUUAGUUAUGGGUCCUCAAGAAGCCACGGCUGAAUUCACUAAGAAGUCCAGGAACGAACAGCUCGCAUUUGCAGGCUGGAAAACUGACGGUUGGGUACGUUGGUUGGAGGGUUUGAGAGGCACGUACGAAAGACGCAUGAACAGAAUGUGUGCGGCGUUGGAAGAUGGCCGCUAUUACGUUAAGCAAGGUACUUCCAAACAAAUUUCCGAUUCUGAAUGGGCCGUCAUCACGAAGACAAAAAUGUACUCCUUUGACUGGCCACGAGCUGGAAUGUUUUUAUGGAUUCACAUGCAUUUCGACACUCAUCCUUUAGCUAAACAAGUAUCUGGAUCCAAACUUGCCAAAAUUCUGUGGACCUACUUAACUAUGAAGCCCUACCUCGUAUUAGCAGCUCCUGGUGAAAUCUUUAGUCCUACACCGGAAAUUGCUGAGGAGAGGGGAUGGCAAUAUUUCCGAUUGUGUUUUGCGGCUGUGGAGGAAGACGAGGUCGAGAAGAGUAGCAAGAGAUUUGCCGAGGGAGUGAGGGCUUUUUGGAUGAUUAAGAAGAAGGAGGAAUUGGAUGAUAUUGAUGUGGAGAGCAAUGCUGGAGCUAUGGAGGGUGAAUUGAGGGAUUUGGGUAUGUAUGUGGCGUGCUAGAUCAUUAGGAUUUUUUAUUUUUAGGUCAUCGUCAUGUUGAUAUGAUAACGUAUAAAGCGCUAGAUUUAGGCUAUGGUGUGGAUUUUAGAGUUUUGAUUUUGACUUGGUCCGGUGAAUAGAAAUGGAUUUUGGAUUAAGUGGUAUGAGAUGUG
Sclerotinia trifoliorum is the source of this 2375-nucleotide messenger RNA. Lineage: Eukaryota; Fungi; Ascomycota; Leotiomycetes; Helotiales; Sclerotiniaceae. The record is from the annotation of a GenBank genome assembly.